Molecule: messenger RNA, 353 nt
Organism: Funneliformis mosseae
Lineage: Eukaryota; Fungi; Glomeromycota; Glomeromycetes; Glomerales; Glomeraceae
Source: the annotation of a GenBank genome assembly
GGAAAACAAAAUUUCAACCGGUUUACGUUUGGGACAUAGCCAAUGCAAUAGUCAAAUCAAGUUCGGAUCCGAAGUUUCACGGUAAAACGUUCGAACUUGGAGGUCCAAAUGUGUACUCGUAUAGAGAAAUUAUGCAAUUGACACUUGACCAAGCAGGAGUAAGACGUCCAAUCAUUUCCUUACCUUGGACAAUGGGUAUGAUUCAAGGAUUCUUUCUUGAAAAAUUACCACCAAAUUUAUUCACUCUUACACGUGAUCAAGUUAAACUCCUUCGUAAGGAUAAUAUUGUUUCAGAUGAUCCAAAUAUCCUGACCUUCAAAGAUUUGAAAAUUGAGCCCACUUCAGCUGAAAAG